Molecule: messenger RNA, 1686 nt
Organism: Dioszegia hungarica
Lineage: Eukaryota; Fungi; Basidiomycota; Tremellomycetes; Tremellales; Bulleribasidiaceae
Product: allantoin permease
Exons: 8
Coding region: 1-1686 (561 amino acids)
Biological process (GO): nucleobase transport; transmembrane transport
Cellular component (GO): plasma membrane
Molecular function (GO): nucleobase transmembrane transporter activity
Source: RefSeq, a predicted model, not a curated record
AUGCGCAUGUCCCGCCCCCAGCCCGAGAAGUGGAUCACCAAGGACUACUGGCGCCUCGAAACCCCGCCAGCGUCGUACGCAACGCACGAUGGGUGGAGUAAUGCCGAUGUCGAUGUCGUUCCCGUCGAGCAGAGGAACUGGAAAGCGGUCAACUACCUCUUCCUCUGGUUGUCUGAUGGUGCCAACGUUGGAACCAUGCAGCAGGCUGCAUCCAUCGUUGCUCUGGGUCUGAGCUGGAAGGAGGCAUCAGCUGCCAUUGCCAUCGGUAACAUCAUCAUCGCCGGCGCCAUCACCCUCAACGGAGCUAUCGGUUCUCGCCACCAUAUCCCCUUCUCCAUCGCCUCGCGAGCGAGCAUGGGCUUCUACUUUUCCUACUUUGCCGUCGUCUCGCGAAUGGUCCUGGGUCUCAUCUACUUUGGUAUCAACACCUACAUCGGCGCCUCUUGCAUGCUCAUCAUGCUCGAAGCCAUCUGGCCCUCCCUUAUCGACCUCCCGAACACCAUCCCCGGCAACGUAGGCGUCACCAGCAACCGUAUGAUCGCGUACUUUGUCUUCUGGACCCUACAAUUCCCCCUGGUCAUGAUCCACCCCCGCAAGAUGCGCUGGCUCUUCUUCAUCAAGUCCAUCUUCGCCGUGGUUGCCGCCUUUGCCACCCUCGGCUGGGCCGUCAAGACCGCCGGUGGAGCAGGACCCAUCUUCAGCAAGCCCCCUACCGCCACUGGCUACAACCUGUCCUGGGCCUGGGUCAGCGGUAUCAACGUCGCCAUUGCCGGCAAGACCACCCUCGCCAUCAACAUGCCCGAUUUGACCCGAUACGGUAACCGCCCGUCCGUCUCGUACUGGCAGAUGCUCUUUGUCCCCGUCGUCUACUUUACCUUCUCCUUUAUCGGUAUCGUCAUCGCGUCCGCCGGUCAGGCCAUCUACGGUACCCUCUACUGGGACCCCACCGCGAUCGUCGCUCUCUGGGACAGCCGCGCCGCCAAGUUCUUUGUCGCAUUCGCCUUCGGUCUCGCCACGCUCGGUACCAACAUCUCGACCAACUCGAUCGCGUCGUCGAACGACUUUGCCUUCCUCUUCCCCCGGUGGAUCAACAUUCAGCGCGGAGCGUUCCUCACUGCUUUCUUGGGCGGAUGGGCGACUUGCCCGUGGCAGAUCCAGGCGAGCGCCAAGAGCUUGACCACUUUCUUGAGCGGCUAUGUCAUCGUCCUGUCUCCGUUGCUGUCCAUCAUGAUCACCGACUACUGGCUCCUCCGCAAGACCCACCUCCACGUCCCCCUGCUGUACCAGAACGAGGGGAUUUACCGGUACAAGGGCGGUGUCAACUGGCGAGCCGUCGCCACCCUCUUCGUUGUUGUCCCCAUCAACCUUCCCGGUCUUAUGAACGCCAUCGACAACAACGUCAAGAUUGGAAACUUUGCCUUCUUCUACCGCGCGUCCUGGCUCACCUCCUUCUUCAUCACCGCCACCAUCUACUACACCCUCUCCAAGAUCUUCCCCCCUACCUCGACUUACGUCGAUUGGACCGUCGAGUCGAUGGACGAGGCCGAGUCUGACCCGGCACUCGCGCACGCCCCGUCCCUCAGCCACAACAACUGGGAGACUACCGGCGAAAAGGAAAGGCGGAGCGACGGGGACGAUGGCAAGAGCCCCACCAACUCGACACACGACCGCAAGGCUUAUGUCUAG